GCGUGAAGAAGUCCCCCACCAGCUACCAACGCUAAGAUGCCGAUUACCUGCGGAGACAUCCCUCGCCUGAUCUGCUCGGUCAUCAUUCCGCCCGUCGGCGUGUUCUUCCAGGUCGGCUGCACCAAGGACCUGGCCAUCAACUGCCUGCUCACCGUGCUCGGCUACAUUCCCGGCGUCAUCCACGCUGUCUACAUUCUAAUCAAGGAAUAGGCAGGCGCCACAUUGAAGUAAAAAAUGUGGCGCUGUUCUCUCUGUGCUCGUCCGUGGCAAGCGGCAGCGGCCUCCUUCAGUCGGCGCGCGUGAAUACCCAGAAAAAAGCUAUGAGAAACGCGCUUUCGACGUGGAUGGGGGGACAAGAGCGUCGUGCAGCCGGGCGGCCAACUCAGCUCGAGUCUACACUCUCGUACAGUGGCGUUUAGCACUUGCUCCUCGUGGUUAGACACUUGUGUUGCCACCCGUGCAUUGAAGAGGAGUGCGAGUCUUUAUCGGCUCGCUCUCUCGCACAGUGGCGGUGUGACACAGUGUCUGACUUGCGAGUUGCAAGGUGGAGGACGUGCAUUGAAGAGGAGGGUGGACAACGGCAACACCUAGCCGUCAGGUGCUCGACGUUCUCUUUCCUGAUAUCCGAGGAGGUUUCUGGUCUUUUGACACGGAUUCCAACCGUUAAUAUAGAGGCCGACAUUGUUCGGUCUUAUUCUCCUUUUCUUC
This is a messenger RNA of Phytophthora sojae, 708 nucleotides long. RefSeq lists its product as hypothetical. Gene Ontology annotation, cellular component: membrane. Lineage: Eukaryota; Oomycota; Peronosporomycetes; Peronosporales; Peronosporaceae. The coding region runs from base 37 to 210 and encodes 57 amino acids. The record is from RefSeq and is a predicted model, not a curated record. The transcript is spliced from 2 exons.